Arvicola amphibius (Eurasian water vole) is the source of this 1899-nucleotide messenger RNA. RefSeq names its product CD96 molecule (gene Cd96). Gene Ontology annotation, biological process: inflammatory response; cell-matrix adhesion. The transcript has 14 exons. NCBI's taxonomy places the organism in Eukaryota, Metazoa, Chordata, Mammalia, Rodentia, Cricetidae. The record is from RefSeq and is a predicted model, not a curated record. Bases 99 to 1844 code for a protein of 581 amino acids.
UUGAGCACGAAUAGGGUGACGAGCAUUUGCUUAGCUAGAGACAUCCACUGACUCCUGUGAUCAUUACAGAAAUGCUGAUGUGAGCUGUUCGGGAGACAAUGGGGAGAAAAUGGACAUACUGUGCAGUUUACUCCAUCAUCCAGAUACAGUUUUUCAGGGGCAUAUGGGAAGAAAGAGUCAAUACAGGAGAAACCAUAUAUUCUCCACCUGGAUCUGACAUCAACUUGACCUGCCAAACAACAAAGGAGAAAGAAUUCUUGGUACAGGCACAGUGGUCUAAGGUCACUGAUAAAAACGAUCCCAUCGUUGUUUAUCACCCUCAGUACGGCUACUACUAUACUCAGAGGCAUGCCCAUGAGGCACAAGAGGCUUCCAUCAAAAUUCGGAGGAAUGUAACAGAAUGGAUUCUGUCCUUAAGGAAUAUCUCUACCAACUUCAGUGGACAGUAUGAGUGCAGCUUUACUGUGUAUCCAGAAGGCAUCCAGACUACAGUCUACAACCUCGUUGUGGCACCUCUUACACAAGAGGAACACAACUAUACAAUAGAAACAGAGACGAAUUGGACUCUGGAAAUACCAUGCUUUCAAAAUACCUCCUCGGAAAUUUCACCUGAGUUCACCUUUUCAUGGUUGGUGGAGAAAGAUGGAGUCCAGGAAGUUCUCCUCACCCACGAUGACCACAUCUGCAAUUCCACAUCAUUUAAAGGCAGAGUCAAGCUGGGUACAGACUCUGGACUCCACCUGUCCCCGGUCCAAAUCCAAGAUGAUGGCUUGAUAUUCUCUUGCCACCUGAGAGUCAAUCCUCUUGAAGUCUGGAAGACCUUCACUACAGUCAAGGUUUUUGCUAAGCCAGAAAUCCUCAUGAUCGUGGAAAAUAGCACCAUGGAUGUCUUAGGAAAGAAAGUAUUUACCUGCCUACUGAAGAAGGUAUUCCCCAAAACAAACAUCACCUGGUUAAUAGAUGGAAGGUUUCUUCAAGGCAACGAAGAAGGAAUAUACAUUACAAAUGAUAAGAAGACUGACAGAAGUGGAUUUUGGGAAGUAAAGUCGGUUUUAACAAGGAUGCAUGGUGACUGGCCGGCGCAAUCAAACAACGUGACAGUUCAGUGUAUGGCUCUGUCCCCCGGCCCCAGAAAUAAAAUGUGGACUAUCUCAUCACAAGCCAUCAUGCUUCCCUUGGAUUCGGUGAAUGUCCCAACGGAACACCUCGCCAGUGUGACAGGAUCUACCUUGGGCACACAACCUUUUCCAAAUGACAAUGUGUCUCCUACAACCAGCAAUUCCAGAAUGACCACUAAAGGCUACAACUAUGUCCAGACAUCCAGUGGAGCAGACGGCAAAAACUCCUCAAGAGCUGCUUCCUCCAGUAGUGGAUCUUGGCUUUCUCCUUCCAUUUCACCUCCAGAAUGGCUGUCAUCGCCUGGUACUUCCACCAAACCUCUCCAGCCAGAUGCCCCAGCAGAUGCAUUGAUACCCAGUGAGAUGCACACUUCAGUCCCCUCAGAAGCAAGCUUGGCUCCACACGAUGUCAUCUCUAGCACAACCAAAGAAUUUCCAGAUGUCGCUACAACGGCAAGAGGAAUGACUAAAAAUUACCACAACUAUAUCACCAGUAUCACUGUUAAUAAGCCCAGAGAUGGAAUGUCCUGGCCUGUGGUUGUAGCAGCUUUGCUCCUUUUCUGUGCAAUAUUGUUCAUGCUAGGAGUAAGAAAAUGGUGUCAGUAUCAAAAAGAAAUCAUGGAAAGACCCCCACCUUUCAAGCCACCACCGCCUCCCAUCAAGUACACGUGCAUUCAAGAGCCCACUGGACAUGACCUGCCUUGUCAUGAGAUGGAAACACUCUGAGCUUCUGAGGUUUGCCACGCAGUAAAGCGUUUCUGCCAUCCUAUUGAAAGCUAGA